This is a messenger RNA of Aureobasidium uvarum, 2127 nucleotides long. The record is from the annotation of a GenBank genome assembly. NCBI's taxonomy places the organism in Eukaryota, Fungi, Ascomycota, Dothideomycetes, Dothideales, Saccotheciaceae.
AUGGACUUGCUCUACCUGGGUCGUCAGCUUAUCUCGGCUCUGCCUUCUGGAAACGGUACCGAUGUCAGCGAUCUACCCAUCAAACUCCUUGAAGCGGUGGUUCCAGGCUACAGUCUCUUUGCAAAUACUGCGCAACAAUGGCUCGGCUUUGACAUGAGUCUGGCCAUGACCUGUAUUGCAUUCUUCUUCAUCGCCAAACGUGCCGUUGACUUCAUCUGGAUCCGAGUCUACAACACGUUCCUCAAUCAUUUCACGAGCUCUGUACAUAUCGAUGGCAGUGAUGAUCUGUACAGCACGGUGCUUGAAUGGAUCGCAGCAACCAGACCCGAUCUUUCCAAACGUUCCCUCACUGCUCGUACACAGUACGGAAACUUGUACGACUCUGAUGAUGAAGAUGAAUCCGAGGACGCUGAUAUGCUUGCAAAAGUCGCUGUUGGUGAGCAUGGCUACUUCAACUUCUCCAAAACCGCCGCACGUGUUCCACCUCUCUACGAGCCUGAUCACGGUCAGUUCUGGUUCUCCUCUGCACGCGGCACCUUCCAGUUCAGAAAAAGCGAAUACACCAUCCGAGGCAGUGACGGCAUCGAGCGCACGGAGAACUAUGUCAACAUUUGCUGUAUCGGUCUCGACACCAACCCUAUCAAGUUGUUGCUUACCGACAUCAAGGCUUGGACUGUGCGCAAAGAAGGUUCCAAGACUGUCAUCCGUAUUCCCGCAGAGGAGCGCUGGAACGGAUGGAUGAGAAGCUCUGAGCGCCCGUCCCGCCCCCUCGACACUGUUAUUCUGGAUCCAGAGCAGAAGUCACGCAUCUUGCAAGACAUGAAUGAAUACUUGCAUCCAUUGAGCUCCAAGUGGUAUGCUUCCCGUGGCAUUCCCUAUCGUCGUGGCUAUCUGUUCUCUGGCCCUCCUGGCACCGGCAAGACAAGUCUGAGCUUCUCGCUUGCUGGUAUUUUUGGUCUGGAUAUUCACAUCAUUAAUCUUAUGGACCCAACCAUGACUGAGAGUAUGCUAUCAAGAUUGUUCAACAACUUGCCAAAGCGUUGUAUUGUCUUGUUCGAGGACAUUGAUGCUGCUGGUAUCAAGAACCGCAAGGAUGAAUCUGAGUCCGACUCGGAAUCUGACUCUGGUUCGGAGCAUGAAGGUGUCAAUGGAGAUUCGGUGAAGACGAAGGCUGGCAAGGCCAAGAGCAAGAGCAGAGGGCGUGCCGUGACCCAAGAACAGGCUACCACCAAUGGUUCAGCAAGAUCGGCUAGCCCUGAUGCUGGCGCAGACAAUAACCACGUCAACAGCGACACGAAUCAAGACAUCUUGAUCUUCCCUACUGAGACCGUCACCAAAGCCCUCGCCCUCAGUAACGGUCAUAGCACAUCACAAAACUCGAUCUCGCACAACGGCACAGGCCCUUGUUCGAUCUCUAGAGCCUCUUCAUCGCACUCUUCGCCGCGCCGCAACUCCAGUCCACUUACCGUCGACUCCCUCGCUCGCGCCCUCAUUGCAGCANAGCCGUCGAGCUCGAUCCACCUCCCCAUCCGCUUCCUCUCGCAAACACCACCGCAGCCGCAAAGCCAAACCCUCANNUCCUCCUCCAACACUCCCGAAGAGCCCGCAUCCAAAAUUUCACUAUCUGGUCUCCUCAACGUGAUUGACGGCGUCGCAACACACGAAGGCCGCAUCCUCAUCAUGACAACCAAUCACCCAGAAAGGCUCGAUCCAGCAUUGAUACGUGCAGGCAGGGUGGACAUGCAAAUCUCAUUCUCCUACGCCACUGCCUCACAAAACAAGAGCUUGUUCUUGCGAAUGUAUGCUGGGGAUAACGUCCCCAAUACUGCUGCAAAAACACUGUUGGCGAAGAUCGGUGUGGUCAAAGAUGUGGGCAGUAUUGCUGGAACUGGAGAUGCAGAGAUGAUGCUUACCAAAGAUGAGCUGGAGGGACUGAGUACAAGGUUUGCCGAUGAGUUGCCGGAGGGAAGGUUUGCUCCCUCUGAUGUGCAGGGCUACCUACUUUUGUAUAGAAAAAACCCUAGAGAGGCCGUCGACAAGGUCAGGGCUUGGAGGGAUGCAAAGCUUUUUGAGAUGGCUGAGAAGGAGAAGAACAAAUCUAUUGGCAAGGAAAGCAAGAAGACUUGA